CUAAACCAAAGGACCCCAAACUUGAUUAAGCUCGAUAGGGAGACCCUAUUGGUAUUUCACUGGUCAGCAGGGCUUAAGAGCGUCUCAUGGCUUUCCGUUAACUACUAACAAAUCAGCACUUCUUGCAAUAAAAUGUUGGAGAAAUUCUUACCGCUUCCGCAAUUUAAUUUUCACAGCAAUGACCCCCUUCUCCUCCUUUCUGGCCCUCCCUCUUCAGGGAAGACCUCUUUAGCUUUCCAAUUCGCAAUUAACUCAGCAACUGGGAAUGACGGUAAUGCGGUCUUCAUUUGCAACCGUCGUAAGUUGGAGACUAAACCCCCUUAUCUUGCUCAGGGAAUUGAUCCAUCCUCUGAUGUUAUUAACCGUAUUCAGAUGAAGUAUAUAGAUGACGAGGAAGGAAUUAAGAAAUACUUUGCUGCAUUCCAUAUGCAUGAUCCUGCUCCAGUUUCAGUUAUCAUUGAUGAUUUUGCUGAUUUUUUCGAUGAAGGGAACUGCCAAGAGAGAUACAAUAAUACUCGAGGAAGGGAUUUGGCGAUGGUUCGGGUAUUAGCCCUAUGUCGUAAUGCCAUUAUGCAUGCUAAUGAAAAGGGGCCAUGUCAGCUUCUACUCUCUGAUACCCAUACUGGUGACUCCCCAAGGUUGCUAUACAUUUACAAGAGAUGGGUCUCCUCUAUUUACACAAUCAAAGGGGAUGGCUUCGGAUCAUAUCUUAUUAGGAGUGGCAGCAACUUGGGUGUUGCCAAAUCUGCAAAAUACUCCAUAGCUCUUCAGUAUUUGGUAUAUGAAGGUAUUACAGAAGAUGAAGAGCAAUCAGAUGAAUGAGUAUUUUUCUCUCAUAGAGGUUUCAGUAUGUCUAUCUUCGAAUUUUCAUCAAGUUAGCUCUUAUAUUAACAUCUCUAGAGGUCCAAAGAUAAAUUUUAUUUCAUUGAGUUUUUUAUGCUGAACCAGCAUCUAUUCAGAAAAAGCUAGUGUCGUUGUUAUUCGUCUCUGAUAAUAUUACGAGUCUCAGCCAAAUAUAUUUUGACAAGUUCAUUGAAAUUUGGUGAAUGUCAAGAGGGUUUGAGCAAUUUUAAUAGGAUUAACAUUCAUAUGAAAGUUCUGUAA
This is a messenger RNA of Lycium ferocissimum, 1104 nucleotides long. RefSeq lists its product as uncharacterized. The record is from RefSeq and is a predicted model, not a curated record. The coding region runs from base 133 to 822 and encodes 229 amino acids. Lineage: Eukaryota; Viridiplantae; Streptophyta; Magnoliopsida; Solanales; Solanaceae. Gene Ontology annotation, molecular function: single-stranded DNA binding. The transcript has 7 exons. Gene Ontology annotation, cellular component: Shu complex. Gene Ontology annotation, biological process: double-strand break repair via homologous recombination.